Molecule: messenger RNA, 1152 nt
Organism: Suillus bovinus
Lineage: Eukaryota; Fungi; Basidiomycota; Agaricomycetes; Boletales; Suillaceae
Exons: 3
Coding region: 214-1032 (272 amino acids)
Biological process (GO): transcription initiation at RNA polymerase I promoter; nucleolar large rRNA transcription by RNA polymerase I
Cellular component (GO): RNA polymerase I upstream activating factor complex; nucleus
Molecular function (GO): RNA polymerase I cis-regulatory region sequence-specific DNA binding
Source: RefSeq, a predicted model, not a curated record
AUUUGUGGUUAUUUGGCACAGUCAGCCCCUUGUGCGAGCACCGCGGGUUGUCCAAGUGUCGAGAUUCGAGAUAAACGUCAGCCUGGGAAUCAGUGUAAAGUCGGGCAUAACUCCAAGUUUACGCUUCUUGGUCUGGUGACUGAACCCCUUUCAAACCUCGAGCAGUGGUUAACCUUUACGACGCCUGAGCUGGCACCCAGCACCAUUGCCACUAUGAGCUUCAACCUGGAAGAUCUCGAAGGCCCCAUUAUGCGCAUCCUGACUGCUCCAGGUGUUGAUUUGAGCACCAUCAGUGCGAAGGGAGUUCGACAGAAAUUAUUGGAGGACGUCGCGUUGGGCCUGACCGCUCGAGGACUGAAGGAACGGAGGACAGAAGUGGACACUAUGAUUUCGACUAUCUAUGAGGUGGUUAGUCGGCAGGCACAGACAGACGAAUCGAAGAGGAAACGGGAGGAAGAGACAGACGAAGGCACGGAACAGGAUAACCAAGGGGAAGAUACGGAGGACCAAUAUGAUGCUGUAGAGGAGCAAGCAUCGGAAGAGGAGGAUGUCAAAGUGCCAACGAAGAAAAAGAAGGGCGUGAAAAGCGUCGAGGAGGCCGAUGCUGAGUUGGCCAGAAAGCUUGCAUCGGAGCUCAACUCCCGGUCGCGGCGUGGCGCAUCAAACGGUGUAUCUGCUACGCCCAAAAAGCGUAAGACGAAGAAGAGUGCGGCUAUAGUCGAUUCUGGUGCUGAGGAUGAGGGUGAAGAUGACGAGAAGCCAAAGAAGAAACGCAGUGGAGGUGCAAGAGGGGGUUUCGCGAAGGAAUAUAUUCUCAGCGAACCUCUAUCGGUGGUUGUUGGCGUGGACAAACUCUCGCGCCCCCAAGUCGUGAAGAGAUUAUGGGAGUACAUUCGUGGCCAUGAACUUCAAAACCCUUCCAAUAGACGUGAGAUCAUGUGCGACGACAACAUGCGAGCUGUUUUCGGUACUGAAAAGGUUGACAUGUUCCGGAUGAACAAAGUUCUCGGACGGCAUCUACAUGCCCAGUGAGAACGCUGGGGAGAGGUAUACCAAGCCAACGUGUUGUUAGUUCUAGUGGUUACCGGCAUGGAUAAUUUAUGGGUUGCAGUCAGCCUCGUGUGUUCGCAGUUGGACCAAUCCGAAGCAACA